Messenger RNA from Phragmites australis (common reed), 3171 nucleotides. RefSeq names its product kinesin-like protein KIN-6. Gene Ontology annotation, biological process: microtubule-based movement. Bases 69 to 2960 code for a protein of 963 amino acids. The transcript has 24 exons. Lineage: Eukaryota; Viridiplantae; Streptophyta; Magnoliopsida; Poales; Poaceae. Gene Ontology annotation, cellular component: microtubule; kinesin complex. Gene Ontology annotation, molecular function: ATP hydrolysis activity; ATP binding; microtubule binding. The record is from RefSeq and is a predicted model, not a curated record.
AGGGCCCAUUAUUUCAUAUAUCCCGCACCGACGACCCGGGCGAUUCAACUUUCAAGUUCCCUUCCGAAAUGGAAUCGCCCUCUCCGCUUCCUCCGACCACCCUCCGCCGGAACCCUCCUCGGCGCGCGAGGCCUCCCCCGACCCCCCUCGCCUCCGCUAAUCCUAAGCCCUCCUCCCUCUCCCGCUUGCUCGACGACGAAGCGGCCUCCAUUCCCCUUCCGCAUCCUCCCGGCCCCGCCGCCACCACCACCAUUGUCACACCCUUCUCCUCGUCAUCUCAGGAGGAGUGCCUUAAGGUGUUCCUACGCAUCCGACCCCUCCCGGACCGGGACCGUUGCAAGGUCGUCAGCCGUCCAAUGGCCGCCAAGGACCCACGCCGGAAGCCCAAGCAGGCCGGAGGCGGGGGAGUUUGCCUCGUCGCCACCGGAGCCAACUCGGUCGCGCUCACCGUCCCGCAGUCCAAGCUCGUCGACCCCAAGCGCGGCCGCACCGAGGUCUUCGACGGAUUCUCCACCGUCUUGUCGCCGGACUCCUCCCAGCGUGAUAUCUUUGAUCAAGUGAUGAACCCACUGGUGGAGGAUUUCCUGGGAGGAAAGAAUGGCCUUCUGGUUGCAAUGGGUCCGACAGGGUCUGGAAAGACGCAUACUAUCUUUGGUUCUCCAAGGAACCCCGGUAUAUUACCACUCACACUACGGCAAAUCUUCAAUGCAGAAGACGAAAGCAAGGUUGGCAAGCAACUGACAAGAUCAUUUUCCUUGUCAAUUUUCGAGAUACUUUCGGAGGGAAAAGGAGAACACAUUCUUGACCUACUAUCUGAUGCUGCAGAGUGUAUUCUCCAGCAGUCAACAGUUAAAGGUCUUCAAGAGGUCGCCAUUUCAAAUUUCGCAGAUGCUGAGAGCUUAGUUGCACGUGGUAUGCUGAAGCGCAGCACAGCUGCAACAAAUGCUAACAGCAAGUCAAGUCGAUCACAGUGUAUCAUCACGAUACGUGCUGUUCAUAAAAGCAUUGGUGUAGAAAAUGAACAUUCGCGUAGUAGCGCUGUUCUGACCAUAGCAGACCUCGCUGGGGCAGAGCGGGAAAGGAGAACUGGAAAUCAAGGUUCAAGGCUGUUAGAGAGCAACUUCAUCAACAAUACAUCCAUGGUUUUCGGCCUCUGUCUGAGGUCUUUGCUAGAACAUCAGAAAAAUCAGAAGAAACCCUUGGAAAAGCAUUUCAAGAACUCAAUGUUGACAAGGUACUUAAGAGACUACCUAGAAGGAAGGAAGAAAAUGACCCUGAUUUUGAAUGUCAAACCAGGGGAUGAGGAUUAUUUGGACACAUCAUUUUUGCUCAGACAAGCAUCACCUUACAUGAAAAUAAAGUACACCAGCCUUGAGGAUCCUUCUGACUUGGUUUCCCAAAAGAGAAGCAAUGUUUCCUUGAUUUGCCAAGAGAAGAAGAAAAAGAGGAGGGUUCAUAAGCCUGAAGUCAUUGUGGUUGAACGAAAGGAAGACAUUGAUACAGAUAAUAUUAUUAAAGUUUCUGAAAGAGAUGAGGCACAACACAAGCUUCCCAACUCAGAGUUGCGAAGAGUAUCCAGAAGUGAAGAAAUAAUGACGAACUUUGCCAGGGCUUUAUGGACUGUAUUAAAGCAGUAUAAACACAAACUUUUGGAGUCUGAGAAUGCUGCUGAAAGCAUGAAAGAAUUGAUUAGAGAUAAAGACAUUCAAAUUAUGGAGCUGAAAAAGGUGUUGGAGGUUCUAAAGUCUUGUUGUUCAUGCAAGAACUUUCCAAUAGUUGGAGAUACCUCUGAUGAGCAAGAUGAUGCUGUAUCUUCUGGUCAAGCUGCUCAAAGUUUUGUUUCUCUAUCAAAUAAACCUGACCUGGGAUCUUGUGAUGCUGCAGUAGAUAAUUUCCAUUUAGUAGUAGAAGAGGUCUCAGAAGAAUUCAUAUGUCGUGGUCCUGAAUAUUCUUCAGCUCAUUGUGGCCCGAAAGGGGAAUAUGACAACUGCGAUGCUUCAGCUAUUUCUUUGAUGGACGAAGAAGAGCUGAGCUCCAGAGAUUUCAAGCCAGAGAAAUCAUGUGGUCCUGAUGCUUUUGGUCCCAAGUUUGAUACGGAAAAAGGAAAUACGGAGGUAGAUGUACAAGUGGUUCAUAAGGAAUUGGAUAGACCUGGAAGCUUUACUGAGGAAAUAUCUGCACACACCAGUGGUGUAACAUCUGCAUCCAAUCAUUCAGAUAAUCCAUCAGAUCAAAGCUUGACAGAGCAUCAUACACUUCCAUGUCUAGAGACUGAAAGAGCCAGCCUGUCUCCACACUUUACUAUUUGUAGCAAGAAAGCUACCAUAGAGCAAUGCGAAGAAGAAACAGAAGAGUUAAGCAAGAUCACAAUAAAGGAUAUUCAACAUGAUAUCAAUACAAGAGAACUGAAGGAUCCUGAUCCUCUGAGCUCUUCUCAGCAAAUGAACUCUGACACAGAAGAUGUCAGCUCCAGUCAGUCUUCCGUAGAGUUGCAAGGGAUGGUUGCUUCUCAGAAGAAACCUGAGGAACUGGACCCUGGGUCUGAAAGAUGUGAACCUGCAGUAGAAGAAUCUAUUGUGGAAUAUGGUACAUGCUCUUGUCAACCUCCAGACCAAAUGAAUGAUCAUGGCAGCAUGCUUCCGUGUUUGGCGAAGGAAAUAACUUCCCCAGCAAAGGCUUCAACAGCUCCAAGUAAGGACAGUGAGGCAGAGGAAAUCGCAGAUGAAAAGAAAGAUCCUUUUGCUUGGAGGCCUCGGGCGACGAAGAAAACAACGAGCAGGAGGUUGCAGCCCGUUGCUGCCAUGAUGCUGAAAGAAUUCACUGGUGCUGACAUGGAUGCGGAUAUUAAAAGGGAAGAAAGGGGCAAGUCAUCUAGCAGCGAGACAAGCGGGAAAUCAGACGCGCUAAUUCAGCUUCUGAAAGGGCGUGCCGUGGAGGUGGAGCAUAGGGUUGGUUCCUGAGUGAGCUUUGUGUGUGUUGGUUCCUUCCUCCUCUAGGAAAGGAAAAGACAGACAUGGCCAUUGUUUUGCAGCUAGCUGCUCGUUGACAGUUGAAACGACAAACUUAUUCGAUGUCGAUUCCAUGUACUAGCAUGUAUAGCCGUGGUGGUGGUGGUAGCCAUGGUGUUUGUCUAUUUAUCAUUGUAUAUAAGUAGAGUGUCUGUCAACUCAA